AUGUUUGAGUGUUUAUCACAGUGGUGGCCCCAGUCUGUGAUAACCCAGGCUCUUGUUGUUGGGAUAGUGGUUGGACUCAUCGCCUAUAAUCUCUCCAAGAAACGAUACAACUUGCCGCCAGGACCUAAAGGAUGGCCAAUAAUAGGAAACCUUUUGGUUUCAGGUACUCUCAAAGCAGUUAUUCUGAGUCGAAUAGAUGUUGUAACGGAAGCUCUCAUUACAAGACAAGCAGACUUCGCAGGAAGGCCGGAUACAUAUGUUGUAUCUAAAUUAACCGAGGGAGGAAAAGACAUAGUCAACGCAUCGUACGGCCCAAGAUGGAAGUUGCACCGGAAAAUUGCAUCCAAAGCGCUCAGGCACUAUCUAAUGGGAGAUAACCUCAGCCGGAAAGUGUCCCAAUCACUCAACAUCACUACAACGUUGAUGAGAAAGGAACAAGGAGCCUUUGAUCCUUUCCCCUACCUGUCACUGUCGAUCUCCAACAUGAUGACAGGAAUGCUGUUCAAUAAAAUCAGUGAAAAUGUAGACUCUGAAUACUAUAAAGCGUACGUCGUCACCCUGGACGAUUUAAUGAAAGAAGCUGGAGAAGGAUUUCUGGAAGAUUCAAUUCCCCCGCUUCGUCUGUGCCCAACGCCUAGAUUCAGACGUGUUACUCGAGUCACCGAUAAACUAUUAGAUUCCAUCAAGAAAGAAAUUGCAGCCCACAGAAAAACGUUCAACAAAGAUGAGAUACGGGACUUCACAGAUGCGUUGAUACAGGCUCAGCAAGAAGCGGAGGAAGGGGACGAUCCUGUCCUCAUGUCACAGAUUACAAACACACAUAUGGCCAUGACAAUCUUUGACUUAGUUUUCGCUGGUACAGAAACCUCAAGGAACACGCUCCACUGGAGUCUCCUGACAAUGGCCCUCCACCCUGACAUUCAGAAGAAGGUGCACCAGGAGGUGGACUCCGUUCUUGGUCCUGAUCUGAACGUGCACGUUUCGGACAGGGAGAACUUGCCAUACACCGAUGCAGUGAUACAUGAGGUCAUGAGGUUGAGGACAGUCGUUCCCACUGGCGUUCCUCACUCCACCCUGUGCGAUACCACAGUUGGUGGAUAUGAUCUUCCUAAGGGAACAAUGGUGAUGAUAAACCACGACGCUUUGCACUUUGACCCUGACCAAUGGGAGGACGUCAAUACGUUCAAACCUGAGCGAUUCCUAGACUCAGAUGGCAAGAUGGGCCCCAAGCCAGAUAGCUGGCUUCCGUUCUCUGCCGGAAGGAGAGUCUGUCUUGGUGAGACUGUUGCAAAACCCGAGAUUCACCUCUUUCUUGCUGGGAUCAUGAGGGUAUUUACCAUAUCACUCGCCCCUGGGACACAGCACGACUUUGAGCCACAGAGUACGGGGGCUGUUAAUGCUCCUGGGAGAUAUAAAAUUGUCAUGAAAUCGAGAAUUUAAGGUAGUGAUUUGUGUUCCAUAGAUAUACUAUACGAACAAUUAUAUCAUUGGAUUCAUUCUUUAGCUAGCACAACCAACACUUCAUUGAUGUUUAUCUUUGGUCAGUUUAUAUUUUUCAUGUAUUUUAAUCAUUACAUAAAUCUUAAGUCUGAUCUUCAGUAAAUACAAUGGUCAAAAGUGACAAACUGAACGCUAACCUUGCAAUAAAUGACACCUGUGUUUCAUAUCUACUUCUGUGUGUAAAACGUGACAAAGACUCUCAUGACAAGAGGGAUGACUUCACGGCUAUUUUGCCCUUACAACAAACAGAAUAUCUUACUGGGGAUAGCUAAGACUGGGUAUUCUUUAGCACUGACGUUAUAUCUUAACAGCUUUCUCAAAUCUAUUGUA
Molecule: messenger RNA, 1830 nt
Organism: Haliotis rubra (blacklip abalone)
Lineage: Eukaryota; Metazoa; Mollusca; Gastropoda; Lepetellida; Haliotidae
Product: steroid 17-alpha-hydroxylase/17,20 lyase-like
Exons: 9
Coding region: 1-1440 (479 amino acids)
Biological process (GO): progesterone metabolic process; hormone biosynthetic process
Molecular function (GO): heme binding; steroid 17-alpha-monooxygenase activity; iron ion binding
Source: RefSeq, a predicted model, not a curated record